AUGCAGAACAGCAGCAGCAGCGGCUCCUCCGGACCCCUGAGCGCUCUGAGCGUGUGCGGAGGAGAAGAGGACGAACGGGAGAUCUCGGAGCUGGUCAGUCCCACAGGAGCAGCGUCCAACCUGCCAGCCUUCAACCUCUCCCUCAACUGCUGGCUGCACAUCCUCUCCAAGGAGUCCUCGCUGGACCUGCACGGAGACAGCGCGAACCUGGCAGUGCGGGUCCUCAUUGCCCUGGUCUACCUGGUGGUGUGUGUCCUGGGCCUUGUGGGGAACCUCCUCGCCCUCUUCCUGCUCCACUCCCGCCGCCGGGGCCACCACCACUCCUCCAUCGACUGCUUCGUAAUGAGCCUGGCGCUGACGGACCUCCAGUUCGUCCUCACCUUGCCCUUCUGGGCAGUGGACACGGUGUUGGACUUCCGCUGGCCCUUUGGUCGGGUCAUGUGCAAGAUUGUGAGCUCAGUCACCACCAUGAACAUGUACGCCAGCGUCUUCUUCCUCACCGCCAUGAGCGUGACCCGGUACCACUCCCUGGUCACCUCCCUGAAGAUGGGCAGCCCGAGGAUCGCCAGCGCUCAGGCGAAGUGGGCCAGUUCAGCCAUCUGGGUGGUGUCACUGGUGGCCACGCUGCCUCAUGCUUUCUACUCCACCACAGUCCAGGUGUCUGCAGAUGACGAGCUGUGCUUAGUUCGCUUCUCUGACUCCGACUCAGGCCACUGGGAUCCUCAGGUCCUGCUUGGACUCUACCAAACACAGAAGGUCCUCCUGGGAUUUGUAGUUCCCUUGAUUAUCAUCUCAGUGUGCUACCUCCUCCUGCUGAGGUUCAUCCUGAGCCGGCGCAUCGUGGGAAGUGUGAUCAGUGCCAAUGUCACAGAAAAGUCCGAAUGUGAGAGAGGACGCCACCGCCGCCGCUCCAAAGUCACCCGCUCGGUUACCAUCGUGGUUCUGUCAUUUUUCAUCUGCUGGCUGCCCAACCAGGCACUGACCCUGUGGGGGGUGCUGAUCAAAUUUGACUUGGUUCCCUUCAGUAAAGCCUUCUACAACGCGCAGGCCUACGCUUUCCCCCUGACUGUGUGCCUGGCUCAUGCCAACAGCUGUCUCAACCCGGUGCUCUACUGCCUGAUCCGAAAAGAGUACAGAGCUGGGCUGAAGGAGCUUCUGCUGAGAAUUUCUCAUAGUGUGCAAAAUGUUCUCACUCUGGCUCUGAGAGGGAGGAGAGUGGAGGAAGCACCACCCAGCAUGAUUAUGAUACACAAAGACAUCAACAUGUGA
This is a messenger RNA of Stegastes partitus (bicolor damselfish), 1269 nucleotides long. RefSeq names its product relaxin-3 receptor 1-like. The record is from RefSeq and is a predicted model, not a curated record. Gene Ontology annotation, cellular component: external side of plasma membrane; membrane. Bases 1 to 1269 code for a protein of 422 amino acids. NCBI's taxonomy places the organism in Eukaryota, Metazoa, Chordata, Actinopteri, Pomacentridae. Gene Ontology annotation, biological process: cell chemotaxis; immune response; positive regulation of cytosolic calcium ion concentration. The transcript has 3 exons. Gene Ontology annotation, molecular function: C-C chemokine receptor activity; C-C chemokine binding.